GAGGAAGACGGGAGGCGGUCGCUGACAAGAUGGCGGCUCCCAGGGAGGCGUGAAAAGAGACUCCGGUGCCCUAUCCCGCGUUCGCUCACCGAUUUUCCCCGACGGUUCACUGUUUUUGAAUUGCCCUCACCCGGGUGCUUCUCGGCUUCGCUCUAUUUAGCCGUUUUUCCCCUCAGAUCCGCCCGGUUCAGGGAGAUAAGCGGUGGCGGCGGGGGUGGAGCCUUCACUUUUCUCCUCCAUCACCGGCGGACUAGCCGCUUCCUCGGUUCCGGCGCUCCCCUCUCUUCACAUAACUACUUCCCCCCUCCCGGAUUUUUGGCGCCGCCGCGGCCCGUGUCCCCUCCCCCUGUCAGGUUGGUGUCGGUGUGUUGUCGCCCCGCUCGCCGCCAUCUUUGAUUCUCCCUUUAUUGGUUUGUUUGGACGGCACAAGAUGGCGGCUCCCAUGGACUCCCUCAGCUCCGCGUCUCCCGGGCGGCUUUGAGAGAAAAGAGCGGAUCGGAGAGGACAGAGAAGAAGGCGGAUCGUCUGAGCGGAGCGGGGGGCAGUCGGGGCUCCACAAGCCGGAGUGAGGGGCGGGAAGGACUCAACAGGCGGCUUGUUUUCUCUCUCCGGCCGCCGUCAUAAAAUGGCGGCUCCCAUGGAGGGAUCAGCGCCUCAGUGAGAGCCGGCUAGGCCGCAGCCCGCCUUCCUCCUUUUAUCACCCCACAGCUUUUAUUAUUAUCCAGCCCGGAGGCCUCUGAUCCCCCUUCACCUCCUUCACACUAUCCACCCACAAAACUCAAUCCUACACCCCGUCAGCAUGGCUUCCUCCCCGGCCGUCACUCCCGCCUCCGCCGCCCUGCAGCCCCGCUGGAAGCGAGUGGUGGGCUGGUCGGGCCCGGUCCCUAGGCCCCGGCAUGGACACCGGGCUGUCGCCAUCAAGGAGCUGAUCGUGGUGUUCGGUGGAGGCAACGAAGGCAUCGUGGACGAGCUUCAUGUCUACAACACCGCUACAAACCAGUGGUUCAUUCCAGCAGUCAGAGGAGACAUUCCUCCAGGUUGUGCCGCUUAUGGAUUUGUCUGUGAUGGGACUCGGCUACUUGUCUUUGGAGGAAUGGUGGAAUAUGGCAAAUACAGCAAUGAUCUAUAUGAGCUACAGGCUAGCAGAUGGGAAUGGAAGAGGUUGAAAGCCAAAGCACCAAAAAAUGGUCCACCUCCAUGUCCUCGACUAGGACAUAGCUUUUCAUUGGUUGGAAGCAAAUGCUACCUGUUUGGUGGAUUGGCUAAUGACAGCGAGGACCCAAAGAACAAUAUUCCCAGGUACCUUAAUGAUCUCUACAUCUUGGAGUUGCGUCCUGGUUCUGGGGUUGUAUCCUGGGACAUACCCAUAACUUAUGGUAUAUUGCCCCCACCUCGGGAGUCGCACACUGCUGUGGUAUACACAGAAAAAGAAUCCAAGAAGUCUCGAUUGGUGAUCUAUGGCGGUAUGAGUGGAUGCCGACUUGGGGAUCUCUGGAUUUUAGAUAUAGACACGCUGACCUGGAGUAAGCCUAGUCUGAGUGGUGCUGCACCUCUUCCCAGAAGUCUUCAUUCUGCCACAACCAUAAGCAACAAAAUGUAUGUCUUUGGAGGCUGGGUUCCCUUGGUAAUGGAUGAUGUUAAAGUAGCCACCCACGAGAAGGAAUGGAAAUGUACAAACACCCUGGCUUGUCUUAACCUUGACUCCAUGGCUUGGGAACAUAUUGUCAUGGAUACCCUGGAAGAUAAUAUUCCACGGGCUCGUGCUGGCCACUGUGCUGUGGCAAUCAAUACACGUUUGUACAUAUGGAGUGGUCGCGAUGGCUACCGAAAGGCCUGGAACAACCAAGUGUGCUGCAAGGACCUGUGGUACCUGGAAACAGAAAAACCGCCAGCACCUGCCCGUGUUCAGCUAGUCAGAGCAAAUACCAAUUCUUUGGAGGUGAGCUGGGGAUCGUGUUCCACCGCAGACAGUUAUUUGUUGCAACUUCAGAAGUAUGAUAUACCCGCUGCUGCAGCAGCCAUGUCUCCAGCCAAUCCUGUUCCGUCUGUGCCAGUGAAUCCGCCCAAGAGCCCAGCUCCUGCAGCAGCUGCUCCUGCAGUCCACCCUGUUGCCCACACAGGCAUCACCCUGGUACCACAGGCAGCUUCUAUGCCUCCAACAACUAUACAGGUCUUGCCUUCAAUCCCUGGGAGUCCAAUUGCAGUUUCUGCUGCUCAACGUCCACAGACUGUCCCAACUCUCCUGAAAGUUCAAGCACCUCAGUCCACAGUAGGCUCGCAAAUGGUUACUGUUCGGCCAGCUACACAAAUUGGAAAAUCUCCAGUUACUGUUACCUCGCUUCCUCCUGGUGUGCGCAUGGUAAUGCCUGCCCAAAGCACUCAAGGCACUGCUAUUGGCAGCAGUCAGCCAAUGAGUGGCAUGGCUGCUCUUGCUGCAGCUGCUGCUGCUACACAGAAGAUCCCUCCUUCCUCUGCACCCACAGUACUGAGUAUGCCUGCUGGAGCCAGCUUGGUGAAAUCUGUUGCCAUGUCAUCCGCUACCACUCUUCCCACAUCUAUGAAAGUGGCAACCUCUCCAAUAAUGGUCAGUAACCCAGCCACACGCAUGCUGAAAACUGCUGCAGCACAAGUGGGCACUUCAGUGUCUUCUGCCAACACACCUAAUCGUCCUAUUAUCACUGUGCAUAAAUCUGGAACUGUCACCGUUGCCCAACAAGCCCAGGUUGUAACCACAGUAGUUGGAGGCGUCACCAAGACCAUCACACUGGUGAAAAGUCCAAUUUCUGUCCCUGGUGGAGGCCAUUUGAUUUCAAAUCUUGGUAAAAUGAUGUCUGUCGUACAGACUAAGCCAGUGCAGACAUCUGCAAUAACAGGACAAGCUUCUUCGGGGCCCCUAACACAGAUCCUACAGACCAAGGGACCUCUUCCUGCUGGAACAAUACUGAAGUUGGUGACUUCAGCAGAUGGUAAACCCACAACUAUAAUCACCACAACGCAGGCUGGAGGCACGGGAACCAAGCCUACUAUUCUAGGCAUCAGCAGCGUGUCUCCAAAUACCACCAAGCCUGGGACCACCACCAUUAUCAAAACUAUCCCUAUGUCUGCCAUCAUAACUCAGGCAGGGGCUACAGCAGGUGUUACAAGUACCGCAGGGAUGAAGUCACCAAUUACUAUCUUCACAACUAAAAUGGUAACGUCGGGCACUGGAACACCAGCCAAAAUAAUAACUGCGGUUCCCAAGCUCUCAGGUCAUCAUCAUCAUGGUCAGCAGGGGUUAACCCAGGUGGUGCUAAAAGGUGCUCCUGGCCAACCUGGCACAAUACUCCGAACUGUUCCCAUGGGUGGGAUGAGACUAGUCACUCCUGUGACCGUUUCUUCUGUUAAACCAACUGUCACUACUCUCGUGGUGAAAGGGACCACAGGAGUGACCACUCUUGGCACAGUCACUGGUACAGUUUCCACAAGUCUUGCAGGAGCUGGCGUACACAACACGGCUUCACUUGCUACUCCAAUUAAUACCUUGGGUACCAUAGCCACCCUCUCUAGUCAAGUGAUCAAUCCUGGUGCCAUUACCAUGUCUGCCGCACAAACCUCUCUUACUGCUGCUUCAGGACUGAGCACUCCCACAAUUACUAUGCAGCCAAUAUCGCAGCCUACACAAGUGACGUUAAUCACAACUCCCAGUGGUGUGGAGGCUCAGCCAGUCCAUGACCUUCCUGUCUCCAUUUUGGCUUCACCAACUUCAGAUCAACCCACAGCAACUGUUACUAUAGCCGAUUCUGGCCAAGGAGAGCAGCCUCCGGGAACAGUAACCCUUGUAUGUUCCAAUCCUCCUUGUGAGACUCACGAGACAGGAACCACAAAUACACCCACCACCACCCUUGUGAAUCUUGUUCAGCAGCCUGGAGGAACGCUUCAGUUUGUGUGCGAAGGACAGGAGCCUGGAACCUUUGUAACCACAGCCUUGGGUCAGGCGAAUGGUAAUGUGGUCAGAGUUUGCUCUAACCCUCCAUGCGAGACUCACGAGACUGGAACUACACAGACUGCAACGACUGCAAUGUCAAAUAUUGGUCAGAAUGGUUCCAUAACAAGAGUUUGCUCAAACCCUCCCUGUGAGACCCACGAAACUGGAACUACACAGACAUCAACCACCGCAAAGUCAAAUAUUAGUAGUGAGCAGACCGGAAAUGUAUGUUCUAAUCCACCAUGUGAGACGCACGAUACCGGCACAACUCCAACUUGCACCACAGCCAGAGGUAACCUUGCCAAUGAGCAACAGGAGAACGUGCAAAGGCCAGGAAAUCCACCCUGUGAAACAUUACAAACUAUAUCCACACAUACAGUUAUGUCUGUGCCUGGCAUUACCAGCGGGAAAUCUGAAAAGGUACCACAGGUUUGUAGCAAUCCACCCUGUGAAAUGCACGAAACUUCCACAACCAAUACGCCAACUGUGGCGACAUCUAAUCUUGCAACAGACCAGCCAGGCAGUGCUGCGCAGGUGUGCCCUAAUACCCAGUCUGAAACUCGUGAGAAUCGUGAUACUAGUACUACCAACACGCCCACCACUGCAAGACAAAAUGUACCAUGUGAGACCCAUCAAACAGUCUCUACAAAAACUACCAUGUCCCUAAAUACAGAGUUUAGCUCCGAUUCAAAACGCCUUUUAGAGGUAGAUGGUAAUUCUGGAAGUUGCAAGAAAAUCAAACCAUCCAGCCCUGAAGAAACACAGUCGGCGUGCAAUAAAAGUCCCUUUGAAAUCACUGGCACUACUCAAACGGCAACUACAGCCAGGUCCAAUAUCCACUGUGGUCCAUCCGAGAAUGGACAGAGAUCUGAAGGUGACUCUUGUGAGACCCAUCAAGCAAGUUCCACUCAGACUACCAUGUCUGUGUCAGAAGACAAUCAGGUUGUAAAUCCGCCAUGUUCUAACCCACCAUGUGAGACUCAUGAAACUGGUACAACCAACACUGCAACUACAAGUAGUUCAAAUAUCGCAGCACAGCAGGGUGAAAGUUCCCAGCAGUCCUCCAGUGAAGCUGGCCAGACAUCUACAACACCCAACACUUUAGAGCAGCGGGUGUGUUCCAACCCACCUUGUGAAACUCAUGAGACCCAUACUACCAAUACAGCAACCACGUCUUCAUCUAACAUGGGAGGUAAUCAACCUCCCGCACAACAAGUCUGUUCAAACCCACCAUGUGAAACCCACGAAACGGGAACUACCCACACAGCAACCACCGUCACAGCCAACAUGGGGGAUAAUCAAGAACCGCCAGCUGCGAAUGGCCAAGGAGAGCAGGAGACCGCCCCCACAGAGGACGCCGCCUCAGGCAACAAUGCUGAUUCUGCAGCUGCUGCAUCUCCAGUGACUAUUGUAGCCGUGGCAGCUUCAUCCUCAUCUCCGGCACAUACGGCGCAGCCUAUCGUUCCUAGGGCCGUAACUACUGUGACUCAGUCCACUCAUCUGCCUGGACCUUCUGUUCCGAAUAUUUCAUCUAUGACUGAACCAGCCCCAGAGGAUGCAGCACAGAGUUCAGAGGCUGUCCCCUGCAAUGAACAAGCCGGAGCUCACUUGUCAAAUAUGCUCCAGCCUCCUGAAAGUGCUCAGGCUGAGCCUGAAGCACAACCUAUGGACACUGCAGUGCCGGCACAUACUGAAGCACAGCUACAAGCAGCAAUGGAAGCCAACCAGGUUCAAGAGGCAGCUGCUGCUGCUGAGCAGCAAGGAGUGGAACAGCUUUCCCUUCCCCAAGAACUUAUGGCAGAGGGUCAGGCAACCACCCUAAUGGUCACAGGGUUAACGCCUGAAGAAUUGGCAGUAACUGCCGCAGCCGAGGCCGCUGCACAAGCUGCUGCCACAGAAGAAGCCCAGGCAUUGGCUAUACAAGCAGUUUUACAAGCUGCACAGCAGGCAGUGAUGGGUUUCCAAUUAGCAGCUGGCGAGCCAAUGGAUACCUCCGAUAUGGCUCAUGCUGAGCUUCGUCACCUGACCACUGAAGGCCCCGCCACAGCAAUACCAAUAGUUCUCACCCAGCAGGAACUGGCAGCUCUGGUUCAACAGCAGCAGCAACUGCAAGAAGCGCAGCAUCAGCAACAUUUACAGCAGCAGCUUCAGCACCAGCAUCAACUUCAUCAACAGCAGUUACAGCAACUUCAACAACUGCAGCAGCUCCACCAUGUGCCUACAGAAGCCCUUGCACCCGCUGACAGCCUCAAUGAUCCUGCCAGUGAAAGUAAUGGACUCAAUGAGUUAACAAAUGCAGUGACUAGUUCAGUGGCUCUGUUACCUUCUACAGCCACAGAUAGUUUGGCUCCAAUCAAUACCUUCACAACACCUCAGCCAGUGGUACUCGCCAGUCCGGCUAAAUUACAGGCUGCAGCAGCCCUUGCUGAAGUAGCAAACGGCAUUGAAUCGAAACCGGACUUGCCCCCUCAGCAGCCCAAGGCCCCGCUGAAGAAAGAGAAUCAAUGGUUUGAUGUCGGUGUAAUAAAGGCUACAAACAUGAUGGUGACCCAUUACUACUUGCCUGCUGACGACACUACCAAUGAUGAUGACUCCGGUGUCCUACCAGAUUACAGCCAAUUAAAGAAGCAUGAACUACAGCCAGGCACUGCCUAUAAAUUCCGUGUAGCAGGAAUUAAUGCUUGUGGUCGUGGACCCUUCAGUGAAAUCUCUGCCUUCAAGACCUGUCUACCUGGUUUCCCAGGUGCACCGUGUGCCAUAAAGAUCAGCAAGAGUCCCGAUGGUGCUCACCUGACAUGGGAACCUCCCUCUGUCACAUCCGGGAAGAUCAUAGAAUAUUCUGUUUACUUGGCUAUCCAAAGCAGUACGAGUGGUGAACAGAAAGCCACAACACCUGCUCAGCUGGCUUUCAUGCGGGUAUACUGUGGCCCAAAUCCUUCCUGUCUGGUACAGACCUCUAGCCUGUCCAAUGCUCACAUAGACUACACCACAAAACCUGCAAUCAUCUUCCGGAUUGCUGCCCGUAAUGAGAAGGGCUAUGGACCCGCAACACAAGUCAGGUGGUUGCAAGAAUCCAGCAAAGAUGGUACAGUUGGCAAGCCUGGAAGUAAGCGCCCCGUAUCCUCACCAGACAUGAAAACUGCUCCAAAGAAGGCAAAGCCUGACCACCCCUGAUUACAGAAGCUCCUGCACAGCCUUGAAGUACAGCUAUCUCCUUGAACUUCCUCAAAAUCCUCCCAUAUCCCUAAUCGACUUUUUUUAUCGCUUUGCCCACCACCAUUUGCUUGGGGUUCGAUGAAUUGGUCUUUUUUUUUUUUUUUUUUUCACCGCCUCCUUUUAUUUUGAAGAACAUUGUGAAAAGCACAUUUUACACCUUCCACCCUUCCCCCGCACACAUUUAUGGGAGAGUUGAAUCUCUUCCAAUAAUCCUGAUUUAUUUGCUUCUGUCUUUCUGUGUGGGGGGGAGUAUUUCAGGAGCCUCUGGGGUAUGCUGAACAAUACGGAUUCUCAGUUGACAAGCAGACAGGCCUGCAAACUCAAGCUUUGUAAAUGAACUGCGUAGAAGAUUCGUCCAGGUCUUUUUUUUGCUUGUUUGGCAUUUGUUUUUUCCUUUUUUAAAAGAUGAGGGAGAGUUUUUCGGGGGGGGGGGGGGGGGGGGAAGAACUAAUUUUUGUUUUGACAACAGAAGCACUUGGACAUUAUCUGCGGUGUAAAGGUUUUAAGACUUAAAGCAAUGGGAUGUUGUAAAAAAAAAAAAUAUACAUAUAUAUUUACACUCUUCGCAGCUCCAUCCUGAUGCUCGUUUUGAAGCAAAUCUCUUCUGGACAGCAUAGCUGCACUGGAGAUGGGCAUUGCCACAUCCAGAUGGGAUUCUAGGACUGACUUGGCCAACCACCUGCUGUUUAUGUUCAGUGGUGCAGAUAUUUCCACGCUGUUUUGGGGGUGGGGGGGGGCGGAGUAACCAGGGCUAGUGAGUGGCUCAGUGAUACAUCAGAUGGCUUAAUAUUUGUUUAUUUCCAGCAUGGCUUUGCCAGGUCUUGGCUGGAUGUGUGGUGAUUCGUUUCCCAUUGUGGAACUUUUUCACAAUGUAACAAUGGAUCUUGGAAAGCAAACUCGGUUCAAGAGCACCGUCAAAAAAAUUUCACAUUUUAUAUAUUAUAUAUAUAUAUUGCAACAGAGUUUUUUUUUUUUUUUUUUUUUUUUUUUUUGAAUGGAUCUUUCAAUUUUUUUUUUUUCAUUUGUACAUCUAAUUUUAUUUAGUUUGUCCUGUUUCUUUUGAGAGGACUUUUGAAGGUGAAUGAACUCCCUACCAAUCUUGUUCUAAGCUAAAGAGCCUCACAGCUAACCCCUUUUCCUUUAGGCGGGUGAUGCAAAGUUCAGUAGCCUUGCCUAUUUGCUUAGGUGACAUCAUGUGGCAUUGCAAACCUUCCUGCCAAUGAAAUGCUUUUAUAUUCUAAACUCUGCUUAUGUUUCUUUUUAAGGAUGUUUCCCCCUUACUUUUUGAUUUUUUUUUUCUGGCUGACUUCCAAAGCAAUAUAUAGAUAUAAAGCAGCACACGUUGCUUUACGGCGUGCUGUCCUAAAUUUUCACUGCUCUCAGCAGUGUACGUUGAACCAAUUAAAACACCCGCUUCAUUCGAAUCAACUUGGCGCGUUGAAAACCCUCCCGGCCAAUGAUUUCUUUAACAGAGGUCACCAAACCACUUAUUUUUUAUUUUUUUUCUCUCAUUCUCCCGCCGAACAUAACCAGCGCCCAUUCUUGCUGGCCCACAGGGCAGGAACACCAUGCGUCUGCAUUGGCUAUUUCUAUUCAGUUCAUAUACAGAAGUAUAAAUAUACAUAUAUAAAUAUAUACAAGCAGUUGAAGCUGUUUCAUAACAGAUUUCAGAAACUGUUCAUUUUUUUUUUGUAAAAACUGAAAAAAAUUUAUAAGAAAAAAAAAAAGCGAAAAGGCAAAAAAAAAAAUCUGCAGUAGCUUAAAGCAUGAGGAUUUUUUUGUACAAAAGCAAAACCAGUAAAAAAAAAACAACUUGUUUAAAUCACAUAGGAUUUACAUUAUCUCAAGUAAUGUUUAAUUUUAAUGCAGCCCAUCCUUGUGUUUGUACAUAUAUAUAAAUAUACACAUAUAUACUUUUUGCUCUGUAUUUUUAUUAUCUCUAGCUGGUUCCAAAUGUUUUUUUUUUCUGGUUCCUCACUCAUGGAGCAACAUUGGUUUCUUGUACAGAAGUUGCAAACGAGAAGUCUGCCCGCUCUGUUUUGUUUCCUCACCCCCCCCCCCCCCCCCUCUCUCUCUCACUUUGUAAUAGGGGUCUUCCAUGUCUGAUGGCUUUGACUGCAGAGUACAGCAAGGGUUCCUAAUAUCCUUCUGUCAUGAGAACAUGGAGCACCUGAAUAGUAUUGGAGGCAGCAUGUUUGAGGCAAUCAAGGAGGGAAGAAUGCACAGUUAUGAAAGGUUUCUGACAAUUCUAUGAAUUGCCAGCUUACUUUGUUCCGAGACUGAGUGUUUUCAAAAUUAAAUGUAACUAGCAUCCUAUUUUAUGGGCAGCAAAGGCAGCAGUGUAAUCUGACGUCUAACAUCGAAGUAGUAGUUUUAUGGUGGGAGUCAGGUCUUCAGAAUAAUGUAGGGUUUUUUUUUGUUUGUUUUUUUUCCUUUUUACUAUCUCCCCCCUCCCCUUUUUCCUUUUUAUCCUUUUUUCUUUCUUUUUUUUUUUUUUUUAACUGAGAUUAUCUUAACCUAGUUUUUUGGCCUCAUGAAGAAAUUGCAGCAUUUGUUUAAACUGCUUUAUUUUUUCUCCCUAAUUGCCAGUUUGAGAGGGUGGCAAGAGUAGAGAGGGCACCCGCCGCUCCCGCAUAAAAUGACUGCUGCCGCUUCUCAUUUUGUAUUAUAGUGUUACUGUGUUGCCGCCUAGAAUCUCCUGCUAAAAAAACAAAAACACAAAAAGAAAAAAAAAAAACCUCACCUGCCUUUUUUUCUUUGUGAAGAAAAGCUAUUACUUCCAUUGUAGAGGAGUUCUCGAAGUGAACCAAUAUUACUAUAGUGCUAUCUGUCGUUUUUGUGCUAUUUUGAACAAUUAAAGACCUUUUUUGAA
Molecule: messenger RNA, 10052 nt
Organism: Rana temporaria (common frog)
Lineage: Eukaryota; Metazoa; Chordata; Amphibia; Anura; Ranidae
Gene: HCFC1
Product: host cell factor C1
Exons: 26
Coding region: 800-7138 (2112 amino acids)
Biological process (GO): regulation of DNA-templated transcription; chromatin remodeling
Cellular component (GO): histone methyltransferase complex
Molecular function (GO): transcription coactivator activity; protein binding
Source: RefSeq, a predicted model, not a curated record